CAAGGACUAGCCAGGAGGCUCUCAGACAUACAUGGAGGUAAUUUGUUCUGCUGUUAUGGGUGAACUUGUCAGUAGAACCAUAUCUUUCCUUGUCGACAAGUACCUGAAGCAGACUACGGCGCCGACCGAGGAGGAGAGAUUGCACAGCCUGCAGCGGUUGCUACUGAGGCUAUGCAUCAUCAUCGAGGAGGCCGAAGAACGGCGCAUCACAAACCAAGCCAUGCUGCAUCAACUCUGCAUACUAAAAAUGGAGAUGUACAGAGGGUAUUACAUCCUCGACAGCUUCAGUUGCCGAGCCCAUGGAGAAGAAAGGAUGAAUGAUCAUCAAGUCAGUCACUCUUUUGCCCCAUCUAAGUUUAACCCUGCCAAGCGUGUAUGUUUCUGCAGUGGCAGCAGUCAGAGUGCAUCCCAAGCUGAGCUGCUGGAGCAAGUUCUUGGCAGCAUAGGGAACACCAUUGAAGAUGUGAGUGAGUUUGUUAUCCUUCUGAACAGAUGCCCACGUUUAUACCGCCAACCAUACAACAUGUAUUUGCUGUUGGACAAGUGCAUGUUUGGCCGCCAUAUGGAGCUGGAGUAUAUCAUAAACUUCCUGUUGCAAGCAGAAACUACUCUGGGUGCCGAAAAUCCAGGCGUCUUGCCAAUCAUCGGUCCAGGGAAAGUUGGAAAGAGCACCCUAAUAGAGCAUGCUUGCAACAAUGAAAGAGUGCGCAGCCACUUCUCUCAAAUUUUGUGUUUUGGUGGAGAUGAUCUUAAGGAUGCAAGUGCAGUGACCCUAAGAGAUGCAGGGAUAAUCAAGCAUCAAAACCUAACCAUGGGUAGCGGAAGGACAUUGAUCAUCAUUGAACUAGUUCUAGAUAUUGACGAGCGUUUAUGGAAAAGGCUGUUCUCAUCUGCUAAAAGAAGCAUUGCAAGUGGCAGUAAAAUUAUAAUUGCAAGCCGAUCUGACAAGAUUGCAAGCUUUGGAUCCACACAAGCCCUCAGAGUACAAUCCUUAACUCAAGAAGCAUACUGGUAUUUCUUCAAGGUGCGUAUAUUUGGAUGCAUGAAUGCACAGGACCACCCAAAACUGGCAGCUAUAGCCAUGGACAUAGCCAGGGAGCUGAAUGGUUGUUUCAUGGGUGCAACCAUAUUUCGUGGACUACUGAAAUCGAAUUUUAAUCCCCAUUUCUGGAGCAUGGCUCUUGCAUGCCUUAGAAAAUUCAAGCGACAUAAUAUGUUGGUGUAUGGAGAACGCUUUGUUGCUCCUUGGCAGAUCGAGGAACCGAUAUAUGUUAGGAGAUUAGAGAAAACUUCUUCUGAAUACAUUGUGAUACUAGAUGACUACCAAACAGAAUCUGCUAAGAGCUCGGCUAAUAGUCCCACAAAUUCUGGUCAAAGUAAACCUGAAGCUCCCAAGAUGAGUGUUCAGGAUCUUUUCUUUGGAAGUGUUAGGCCUCAAGGGAAAUUCAAUGUCCUCGCAUGGACAUCUCACCUGCCACCUCACUAUAAUUACAUGUUUACCUGUGGGAUACAGAGGCCACGGCGUAAGGUCACCAGGAAAAAGUGCUUUCUGAAGAAUGGCAACUGAUUGUGUAGUGUUUUCUUCUUUAAAUAUGGUUUGUAUUGUCAUGUCUGUUGUCAGCUGAAUACUUAAUCUUACAUGUAAUACAGUAAAAUCGUUUCCCUAGUAUAGGAAAUUAGGAAUGGAUGAACCAAUC
Brachypodium distachyon (stiff brome) is the source of this 1697-nucleotide messenger RNA. Its product is annotated as putative disease resistance protein RGA3. Lineage: Eukaryota; Viridiplantae; Streptophyta; Magnoliopsida; Poales; Poaceae. The coding region runs from base 32 to 1567 and encodes 511 amino acids. The transcript has a single exon. The record is from RefSeq and is a predicted model, not a curated record.